Messenger RNA from Meira miltonrushii, 303 nucleotides. RefSeq lists its product as uncharacterized. The transcript is spliced from 2 exons. The record is from RefSeq and is a predicted model, not a curated record. NCBI's taxonomy places the organism in Eukaryota, Fungi, Basidiomycota, Exobasidiomycetes, Exobasidiales, Brachybasidiaceae. Bases 1 to 303 code for a protein of 100 amino acids.
AUGAGAUUCGUGUUCUUACUUUUAAUCGUCGUGGUCUUGAUGAUCUUGAUAAACGAUACAAAUGCUUCGCCACUUCCGUUGCGAACAACUUCAUCUCCCUUUCACAGGGUAGGAGAAAGCGGUGGAUUUCUCCAUGCAAUCAAAUCAGCAGGUCGUUCAUUUGCACAUUCUGUCACAAGCAGUUUCAAGAGAUUUGGAGAUAGAUAUGCAGCAGCAUCAAGAGAGCAUGCCGCCAGUAGAUAUACACCUCAUUCAUUUUCAGGCCCUGAUGCAAGAUUUAUGAGUACUGCACAAUAUCUAUAA